CUUUAAUAAGCCUAUGAAGGAGGAUUCAGGCAUCCAGCCUUGAGCAUAAAUAAGAACAUGAGCAUGAGGAGCAGGAGAAGGACCAGUUAGCAGGACCAGGAGCAGGACCAGGAACUGAGCAGAAACAGGGCCACAGGAGGGGCAGGAGUUGAGGAGGAGUAAAUACAGGAUCCAGAGCAACAGCAAGAGCAAGAGCAAGAGCAGGGAGAGGCAUCACCAGGAGGGACGAUCUCUGGAAGCCUGCAGGCAGCUCCCUACAUUAAGGUCAGACUCUUGUCUUGCACACUGUGCUUGUUCCUGGUUUCUGUGAAGUCAUGUUGCUGUACCUGGCAGCCCUCAUGGGUUUGUACUACCUCGUGCGCUGGUAUCGGGAGAGGCAGGUGGUGAGCCACCUCCAUGACAAGUAUGUCUUCAUCACGGGCUGUGACUCAGGCUUCGGGAACCUGCUGGCCAGACAGCUGGACAUGAGAGGCUUGAGGGUGCUGGCUGCGUGUCUGACAGAAGAAGGAGCUGAGCAGCUGAGGAAGCGGGGGUCAGAACGGCUGGAGACAGUGAUCCUGGAUGUCACCCGGACAGAGAGCAUUGCUACAGCCACUGAAUGGGUGAAGGAGCAUGUUGGGAACAGAGGACUCUGGGGCCUGGUGAAUAAUGCUGGCAUCUCCUUCCCCUCUGCUCCCAAUGAGUGGCUGAGCAAGCAAGACUUCAUGAACAUACUCAACGUGAACCUGGUGGGGGUGAUUGAGGUGACUCUGAGCCUGAUGCUUUUAGUGAGGAAGGCGCAAGGUCGCGUGGUCAAUGUCUCCAGUGUCAUGGGCUGGGUGUCACUCUAUGGUGGUGGCUACUGCAUCUCCAAGCAUGGUGUGGAGUCCUUCUCAGACAGUCUCAGGAGAGAGCUCUCCUAUUUCGGGGUGAAGGUGGCUAUAAUCGAGCCUGGUUACUUCAAGACGAAUGUGAGCAGUACUGAAACACUGUUGCCAAGUUUGAAGAAGGUAUGGGACCAUACCAGCUCAGAGGUCAAGGAGAUCUAUGGAGAGAAGUUCCUGGAAUCCUACCUCCGUUAUCCACAAUUAUUGGAGAAAGUGUGGAAAUCAGAGCUGUCUUCAGUCACAGAUUGUAUGGAACAUGCACUGACCGCAUGUCACCCUCGCACCCGAUACUCACCUGGUUGGGAUGCCAAGUUCCUUUACCUCCCCAUGAGCUACCUGCCCACAUUCCUGUUGGAUUUCUUUGCCUACUUGGGCUCUCCAAAGCCAGAGAAAGCCCUGUAAAGCCAACUGUUGGAAGAGGAAGAUUUUGGUGCUUGAAGAGACCACCCAUGCCCCAUAAUCUCACACAUUGCCUGAAGAUAAGUGAGGUGUGGUGUUAAGAGACAGGCAUGUUUAUGAAAUCUGAGGAAAUAGAAGGAUGACUUGUGGAAUGAGUAGACAGUACAAGUUGAAUUAUCUCUGUCUUUUCUCAGGCUUUUGUGCUUUAAAAUGAAAAACAGUUAUUUCCCUUCCAAAACAUCUUAGUAAUCCAAUUCAUAGAAGUAGACAGUUUAAUGUGCAAGGAAACAGUGAGGCUAGGCAGGUCCUACACUCCUUUGUUUGCUUAAUGCCUGUUGGAAUCUUGCCUAGAUCCCCAAUCUCUUAAACCAGUGUAUGGUGAAGGCCCAAAUGAAUGAGAGAAGCAGUGUGAUUUUUAGGGUUCCAGGAGGACCAGAAUCCUCUGCAGUGUUCAUAACUCAAAUAGGGAGACUGACAGUGCUCUGGGUGGCCUGUAUUUAUUCAAAACAAGGAAAGGGUUGAAUGGAAAACAGGAACCUGAGCAGGAUCUUGGCAGGCACUCAAGGACCCCUCCAAGUAACAGAUGAUGCCAAUUAAGGGAAACUAUCGUAGGAGAAAAAUCUCCAGGUGUCCUCAACUGUGGCCUAUCUUGCCCCCUGAGGUGUUUCCUCCUUCUCAGUUCAACCACUCCUGGGCCAUGCCACAGCCCUGCAUAUGUAUUUGUCUUCAACAGCUCCAACAAGUUCCACCAUCCCUGUUGCCCUAAGCGACCAACUCUCCCUCUAAAGUCAUUGUAAUUUUGAUCUGUUCUACUGUCACAGUCAAGUGCACUUGACAGGAAUCUUUCCUUUCCUGCCCAGCCUUUGUUGAGCAACUCUAUGUGCAAGGUAUCAAGAUAAAUUAUCCUUGACUUCGUGAGAGCUGUUUCAGUGUUGUGACAAUGUUCUCAAGUGUGGGAUGAACUGAGUAUGUAUAUGCAGAAAGCCACAAAGAUUCCUGGACUAAAUACAAACUCUAGUUUUGAGGCAAACUGCAGUUGUGAGGUACCUCUAUGGUAAGUUAGCUUCUUUUCCUUUAUAAAGCCUUAAGUUAUGAAACCUUAGGGAACCUCAUGUAUCUGAAAAUUGACCAGGAAGUUAUGGCCCCUAUUACAGAGCCUUCACUUCAUAUUUGACUGAUACUUAGAAACAUUAAGGUUGGACAUUUUUUUUUAUUGCUGAUUGAACCCAGGGCCUCCUGCAUGCUAGGCAAAAUUUGUACCACAGAAGAAAUACCUGGUCUUUUGUAUUUUAUUUCUGAGAUAAGAUCUUGCCAAGUUUCCCGGGCUGGCUUUCAACUUGCUUUGCCUUGUAAAGCAAUUGUUUGGCCCAAUAUUGUGUGUUAAAAUGAACAGUACAUAUUAAUGUGGUUCUAAGUGAUGCUUUGAGAGCCAUGCAUUGAAAAGCUUAUAUGGAGUCUUGGGUCAGGCCUAGGGACGUUGAAGAAAGGUCAGCCAAGAAUAACCCUUGAGGAGAGCCCAGACUCUGAAUGGCUCUUGCCAGUAAUACAGAGAGCAGAGUAACAGCUUCCUAUUUAGUGUGAGGCUUCCUGAAAUUUUUUCAUUUUAAUUUCUGUUUAUUUAGGCAAAAGGAUUGCAUAAAAUGCAAUGUGCUAUAGAAAUAUAAGUGACUUUUUCAGUAGAAAACAUUGCAAAUAUCAAGGUAUGUGGUAAACAUACAAAUAAGGAGAAGGUAGUAUACCUUGUAUGUUCAGUACAGUGUUUUAAAGCAUAAAAUAUACACCAUAAAAUACAAUUGGCAAGUGAUUCACAAUGCACCAUGCGGCCUAUCAACAUUCUCACCUGAACAACUCAAGUACAGUUUAACAACUAAUUUCAUGUAGUCCAAAGAUACCCAAUCAUAUAAAGUAUGUUUAAUUAAAUUAAUUUCCUUUACUCAAACUUUUUUUCUUUGCAAAUUAAAGCUUUUCUUUACCCCUUUCAAUUUCCUUUUCUUCUUCCCAUUAACUCUCACCCUGAAAGUUUCAAAAUGCACACUGGUGUUAGACACAUAAAUGCUACUUAAGAAGCAUUAAAGGAAGCUUUUCUUUUUCAGGUUUUUUCUUUUGUCUUAUAAUCUGUUAGGCCUUUCAACCAACACUAAAUAUUUAAGUUUCUCUGCCACCAACACUAUUUCACACAACAAAAACCUAUCAUUUCUGCUCUGUUUUGAGGAAUGGGAAAAGAGCCCCCAGAGCCCCUUAACACUAGGACUGUGCAAUCAAUGGUAGCUGUUCACUGCUGUUCAAUGCAGCAAAAGAUACAUACAUCUUCCAGAUCACCUUAGAGCACUUUAGAAAAUCAAAAAUUACUUAGAAGCAAUUUAGUACAUAGACUGACUUUUGAAAAAACUUUUUAAAAAAUUUUAUUUAAAGAAAGACUAAACAAAACAGAAAAUUGGUAGAAAUAAUACAUACAUUCAGAGAUAAACAGUAAGAAAUUACUAGUGAAUGUUUACAUACUGUCCUUUUACAAAUAGUUGUUCAAGAUACAAAAGUGGAACACAUAAAGUUGGAAUUCAAACAGUGAGACUGCAAACAGUUCUGUUCAACUAUCCAAUAAAAACUUACUAAUAUUGUUGUCAAUCCUAUAUACUUAAACAUACAUGCGGUUAUAUAUAUCUUCAUUUAUGUUGGGAUUAAACAAACUAAAGCAGGCUAAAGUCAUUCUGAACAAAGAAUAAUAGUAUUGCUGGAUUUCACAUCGUGACACUCUGGGAUCAGCACUAUGUACUGUAGUGUCUUAUUUUUUAAAUUUUAUUUAAAGAAAGACUAAACAAAACAGAAAAUGGGUAGAAAUAAUACAACUUUCAAAGAAAAAAAUAAACAGUAAGAAAUCACUAGCUGAUGAUUACAGAUUGUUCUCUUACAAAUAGUUAUUUAAGAUACUAAAGUGGAGCAUAUAAAGUGGGGAUUAAAACAGCCAGACUGCAACCAGUUCUGUUCAACUAUCCAACAAAAACUUAGAAAUAUGGUUAUUAAUCCUAUACACUUAAACAUACACGCAGUUAUCCAUAUCUUCAAUUAUGUUGAGAUUGAACAAACCCAAGCACUCUAAUAUCACUCUGAACAAAGAAUAAUACUAUUGCUGGGUUUUACAUUAUGACCCUCCAGGAUCAGCACUGGGUACUUUAGUGUCUCUUUUUCUUCAAAGUAUCUGUUAAUUUCAUCAUGUGUCAUAACAUCAGUUCUCAUACAUUGUUUAUAGAUUCUGCACAUGCAUAAGUGUUAACAUGUGUGUUUUUAUCAUUUCUAUAUUAGAGGGAGAAACAAAAUAAAGCAAGACAAAACAAAACACAUUCCUAUAAAUACAUGAAAUGAAAAAGAAUAAGACCAUUUUACAAGGAGUUCUACCCUAGUUCCUGUGUUGUCUCUUGUUAUCUUCAAUAGAAUUGGCUGUAUCAUCAGACAUAGCAUAAUUGAAUAUAUCAGUACACACAACUUUGGAUAUAGUAUAAAACUUCAAAAGCAGGCAGUUAUCAAACCAGAAUGUGUAUUAUAGAGUCUUGUCAUCUUCAGUGUAGUUGCCUAUACUCUCAGACUUGAUACUAUCAAUCAUAUCAGUUUUGAAUAAAACCUGUUGAUAUCAAACAGCAAUCAUACAAACCAGAUUUAACUAAGAUCAGUCAUGAUAAAACAGUAUAAGUCAUACAGGGCUCCAGAUUAAGAUAAUAGGAAAUUAAAGAUGAUUACUGGCCUAUAUCCUGAUGUUUUUGGGAUAGCUGUCUAUGCCAUCAAAUCUUAUGCAAGUAAACAAACUGGGCCAGAAUAAAAUCUAUCAAAAAAGAAUAAAAUCUAUCUAAGCAGAGUGGUGCAAGUAAUGUGGGUUUUAAAUGCUGAUACACUAUUAACAAUGUCUUCUGCCAUCCUUGUUAAGGCUAUCCCUUCUCUUUCAUGUCCCCAGGUACACUGUGCAUUUUUGGGUCUCACCAAGACACUUGGUAUUAAGUUGUGGGGGCAACCCUGCUAUUUACCUAAGUGGUUCCCAACUUUCUCUCUCCUGGACUUGAUAUCUAAUUGUACUCCUUUACCUAUUAAAGCCUGUCUUUCCAACCUAUCCACAAAUACUGGUCUAGUUGCCCCUGUUACUCUCUGGUUCUCUGUCACACAGAGCAUUGUUUUCUCAUAUUUGAUUUUCAGUCCAUGUACUCUUUUUCAUGUUAAUUAUAUUUCCUAUAAAUAGCAUCUUAGUUGACCCUGCCUCCUGAUCUACUCCACGUGUGGUUCUUUUUUUUUAAUUUAGUGUAUCAAGGCCAUCUAUAUUAGAGAUUAUAAUAACCAACCUUCUCUGCCUCAUUUCUGUUAUGCUAUUUUUUUUGCCAUCAGUUGUCUGCUUAUCUUCUUCAUUCCAUUUUCUGUUCCAUUCAUUGAGGCUUCUCUGCCACUGUUCCUGGAACCCUAGUACUUUUUUCUCUCUCUAGAAUGCCCUGCAGUAUUCUCUGUAGAGUUGGAUUGGUGUUGCAAAUUUCCCCAGUUCCUCUUUGUCUUGGAAGCAUCUUGUUUCUCCAUUAAUUUCUAGAGACAGUUUACAGGGUAUAUCAAUCUGGGUUGGAGGUUGUUUUCUUUUAGGCCUUGGAAUAUUUCACUCCAGGCUCUUCUUGACUUGAUGGUUUGUGUCAAGAAGUCUGCCAUUAUUCUAAUGGGCCUUCCUUUAUAGGUGAUCUGUUUAUUGCCUCUAACAGCUUUUAAUAUUCUGUUCUUAUAUUGAAUUUCUGGAAUCUUGAUUAUUAUAUGCCUGGGUGUAUCUCUGUUUUGGUUGUAGGUGGCUGGAGUUCUGUAUGCCUCAUACAUCAGAAUAUCAUUUCCUUUUCCUAUGUUUGGGAAGUUUUUCUUAAUUAUUUCUGUGAAUAGCUUUUGUAAUUCCUUUGUUUGUACCCCUGCUUCUUAAUUCACAUUCUUUAUUUUCAAGUAGUAGAUCCUCUUGUCGUCUUCCAACCUUUGUAUUGUUACUGCUUGUUUCCUUGUUAUUUUAAAAAAGUUUUUCCUUUCAUAAUCCCACAUUGCAAAACUCUCCUCCAGUUUGGAUAAUCUAUCCUUAGUUUCUUUCAAACAGAUUUGCCAUCUUUUGAUAGAGUUUUUAAUUUCCUGGUGAUCUCUUUGAAUCUGCUUCACGUAUUCCAUAUUUCCUUUAUAUUCUUCAUCAAAUGGGUUCUCUCCUAUGUUUGAGUUCCUUCCUUUUUCCAUCUGUGUCUUCUUGGGGGUACUUAGCAUCUCUUUUAUUAAUCUUCUUAUAUCUUGCUUUAUUUGGCUAAAUAUUUCACUUUUGAACUCAUCUAUGAGGUCCUGAAGAUAUCUCUUUAUGUCCACUGGUGCCGUGUCUGGUAUUGCUUGUUUGAUGUUCUCAUUCCUCUUUGUAUUUACCUGUCCUGGGUCAGUGUUCUCAGGGUUGGUAGCUGGGGACUUUUUGUUGUUGCUUCCUCUUCCCAUCUUUUUUGUUUCUUCCAGGAGGUCCCAGUUAUUUUCUUUAUUGUUUCGAAAAAACUUUUUAAAAAGCAGCAUUACACUGAGUGACAUAUUGUGCUUAAUACUGCUUUUAGCACACUCAGUAUUCAGCUUUAAACAUGAUAAUCAUGCAUAGUGGUAAGUGGUUAUAAAGGAGACUUUGCUAUGAAUGAUAGGUUAGCAAACAGAUACCUGACAUUUUGUAAAGCCAACAGCUUCUGCUCAGAUGCAAGAAUCACACAUAUUUUAAACAUAAUAGAACACAGUAACAGUUAGUACAGCAAAAGAAAUCUUUUCUCUCAUAGUGUCUUUGAAAAAGAUGUGGUGAUGGACGACGCAUAGAGUGGCUGUUGACUCUCAUCACAAACAUAAGCACAAGCACAGAGAAUGACAUUCAUACCAGCAUAUUCACUUUAUGCCUCUGUGAUGUAACAGGUCAGAAAGUGUGUUGCAAGGGAAAAAUUGUGUUUUGUUUUUUCCAAGAAAAAGUUUUUAGUCCAUUUUGUACAUAAAUUUGUUUAGUUUCAUAGGACUCAACUUCAUCUAUAUCCACUUAUUUUCAAGUUUAUUUGGACAAUGAGUACUACAUGUAUUUAUUUAUGAGCUAUUUAUUAUAUAUCUAUAUCUAUAUCUAUAUCUAUCUAUCUAUCUAUCUAUCUAUCUAUCUAUCUGUCUGUCUGUCUGUCUAUACUGUCUUGGGGAUUUGAUUUCACCUAAUAAGUUAAGUUGAAAUAUUCUGUCAUGGCUUAUGUGCAGAGCAAGUUACAGAACUGCAGACAAUUCAUGGCUGGACACUCUCACUGCUAACCAAAAAAAAGGAGAGUGGCUGGAGAGAAAAUUGUAUUAUAGGGUGAAAGUAUGUUGUGGACAGAAUUAUAACGUAAGAACAUAUUUAUAAGACAGACUGCUUAUAGAUAUUUUAUGAUCAAUUAGAAGUCUUUGACUAAGUUUGUGUUCUGCUGUUUGUCCUGAUUUCAAUUGACCCUGACAGUGUCUACAGCCAGCUGCACAUGUCUGAUGAGCACUGAGUCAGGGUAAUUGUCUAUACCUUCAGGCACUCUGGGCUAAUUCAAGGGCCCCUCCCCAGAAUCUUCCUAUAUAAUGGUAAUGCCCUUAACUAUGCUCACUGUGUAACGGUCCCCUACCCUCGUUUCCUGAGUAUUUCUAUGUUAUGAUAAACAAUUUCUUUGUUUCAAGACUAGCUUACCUGUCAAUAUAUGACUCAAGUUUUGUAUCUGAUUAUGUAUGUUUUGUCACUUGCUGUGUACCUCUCUUUUCUAAAUUCUGUAUAAACUAAACUCUUCCUAAAUUCAGCACUGUUUCAUUUGAGGAAUUAUCGCAAGAGCUCAGUAACAGUCUGCUGGCAUAAAGAUUAAAUACGCCUUCUUAUCUCUUUGGUGCAAAAAGUCUGCCAUUUGGGUUGGUUUGCUUUGUUCUGGUUUGGGUUGGGAAUUAUCCCACACCAGAUGAAAAACUUUCACUGCCGCCUCUCCACACUCCAGACUCCCCACACUUGAGUGUAUUAAGUAGGCAAGCUUCAUUCAGUUCAGUCUGAAGAGUCUAACUUGAUUAGAAUGGGGAGGGGAGGCGCGUGUCUCAGUCUGUAAGUGCUUUGAGCCUGGCUUCCGGGCUCUAGUGCAGACCACUCAGCUCCUGGAACAGAUCCUUCUUCCCACUGCGGCAGACUUUCUUCCACCCUGACCUUUGGGCCUUCCCAGGGCAGAUCUUUUGCCUGUGAACAGAAGAUAUAACCUGACCCCUCUUUGCAGGUCGUGUGCACAUAGGGGCCUGUCUCGUGCCCUACUGAUGGGGCUCAGAAGGUCAGGGGUAGCAGCAAUAGUGGGCAGCAGGGCUGAGGUGAGAGUGUGGUCCACCCAGGGCAGCUGCUCCCAGCUCACUCAUGCUGCAGCCCCACUUCCUCACCACCAGAGGGCGAAACGCUAGGCAAAGCCUCCUGGAUUUUAGAGUCAUCUUUACAUGCCCACUCACAGACAACACCCUCCCCAGGAAGCACACUCACACACUGAACACACUGAAGGAAAAUUAAAAUCACUGACUCACUUUGUAGUCUCGUGGAGCAGGUGUUCACACGGUGGAAUACCAUAGAAAUUCUUUCCAAAAGGCAAUAGUAUUGUGAGAGGACAAGUCCCUUUCACCAUGCUGUACUCUAUGAGAGUGGGGUCCACCUAGACUGAAUCCAGGACCCUAAAUGACUCAAGAUCGUUAUCUUGGUUAUGACUGAAUGACAUUGACCUUAAGCACGAGUGUCGUGUAGCAAAAUCUGAGUCCUCAUUCCAGAUCUCUAGGGAGGCCUCUGUGAUGGAUUGACAACCAGUGGUCAAUUUGUAACAACCAGCUAAACUGAAUCAGUGUGGUGUUUGUUAGGUGUGGAUGGCCCACCUGAGGAUUAUUACCAACAAUACAAAAAGGAGAACCAGAGUGCAAGAAGUAGUGUUCUUCGUUCCUCUGUUGCUGUUGCUUCUGGAAGAGUUUGUCACACUGGCCUCCUGAUAUGAACUCAGCUAUUCGUAAUGUUGGAGGAGCUGGAGACCUCAUUAUCACUAUCGGUGGAUGUGGUACUUUUUUUGGGAGAGCUCCGGCCCUUAUUUUGAACAUUGCUUCUUGGCUCUAGUGCAGAACCCUUAGUCUGCUGGCACCAAUCCUUCAUCGAAUUGGCACAGACUUCCUAACUUCCACCACAGAUCUUUGGACCUUACCAGAAUGACAGCAAUGUAGAGAAUUUAUUCUUUAGAAUCAGGUUCAGUGUCCUCAGCAAUUCAGGCACUUGACCCUAGAGCCAAGAGAGAAGAAAGCCUGGCUAUUGCUCCAGGUUGAAACAGAUCAUAGUACCAUCUGCUUGAUACUGGUUUUAGGUAUAUACAGAGUGCAAGAGAUUUGAGGUUUAAAAGGCUUCCACCCUGAUUUCAGAAGGGGUGGAAGGCUAGACAUUGUGCCCCUGAGAGGACAAUGUGUUAAGUGAAAGAUGCCAUGGAGAACCAAGAAGUUUAGAAAAUCUAGGAGCAUGAAUCAUUUAAGAAAAACUGCAAGGAAGGGGUAAACCCAGCCUGAGAGACACAGUAGGAGCUAUAGCCACCAGAAGUGCUGUGGAAGUGAAGUCACUCAAGCCUAUUGGGGCUCACAACCUGAUUGCUGGAUCUGCUGGACAUGGAACUGCAGGACCUAAUGUUUGCUCUGUUGGAUUUUUUACUUGCUUUUGUCCCAAUCCUUUGUGUCAUCAUAUUUGUACCCUUAUGAAUGGUAAUCUUUAUUUUGUGCUAUUUAAUGCUGGAAGUGUGUAACUUUUCAUUUGUAUAGGGGUCACAGCUAAGAGUUUUCCUUACAUCUCAGAAGAGAUUUGGGACUUGGACUUUUCAGUAAGGUUGAAACUGUUAGGACUUUGGCAACUGUUGGAGAUGGACUAAAUAUCUUUUGCAUAAGGGAUGUACAUGAGUUUUUGUGGGGCCAGGGGAGAAAUGUUAUAGUUUGUGUUUAGAUGUCCCCCGAAAUAUCAUGCAGGCAUGUGGGCAAGCUUCUAGUAUUUGUGGUUGAUUUAUGGUCCAAUGAUUAUCUUAUAUGUGUGAGUGGUACACCUAAGUAUAUGUGGCCUACACACAAUAUAAGGGACAGAAACAAUCUUCUCUCAAGCUCCUCCCUUUUGCCUUUGCUGUCUUUGGUAUCUGUCACUGCAAAUAACUAUUGUUCCUCAACCGAUUAUGUACUGAAAGCUCCACAAAUGUGAGUUUAAUAAACCUUUCCUGCUUUCA
Messenger RNA from Cavia porcellus (domestic guinea pig), 10507 nucleotides. Its product is annotated as retinol dehydrogenase 16-like. NCBI's taxonomy places the organism in Eukaryota, Metazoa, Chordata, Mammalia, Rodentia, Caviidae. The transcript is spliced from 6 exons. The record is from RefSeq and is a predicted model, not a curated record. Gene Ontology annotation, molecular function: all-trans-retinol dehydrogenase (NAD+) activity. The coding region runs from base 315 to 1268 and encodes 317 amino acids. Gene Ontology annotation, biological process: retinol metabolic process; steroid metabolic process. Gene Ontology annotation, cellular component: intracellular membrane-bounded organelle.